AUGGAAAAUAAGAAUGUCUUAAAUUUCAGUGAUGCAGAAAAAUCAAUAAAUGAAUAUUCAGAGCUGUUAGAAUCAUAUUUAAAAAAAUACAAUGUAGAAUGUUUUGAUUAUUCAAAAUUUAGUGACCCUAUAUAUAUUGGGCAUGGUGGGUUUGCAACAGUACACUCAACUGCUUUUGAAGGAAACAAAUAUGCAUUAAAAAAACUAAACAAUAAUUGGUGCAUAAAUAGAAAAGCAUUCAAUCAAUUAAAGUGCGAGCCUAAAAUUCUUAAUGAUGUUGAACAUGUUGAACAUCAAAAUAUUAUUAAAUUUUAUAGAAUUUCAAGAGAGCAGAUAUCAGGUGAUUUCAUGUUAGUGUUACAACUUGCAAAUGAUGGUAGUCUACAAGAUUAUUUGCGAAAAAAACAAGGGACUCUCUUUACAAAAUUUUGUGGGUUGAACUUGUUCAAAUUGCAAAAGAUAUUACCAUGGGUUUGA
Molecule: messenger RNA, 477 nt
Organism: Dentiscutata heterogama
Lineage: Eukaryota; Fungi; Glomeromycota; Glomeromycetes; Diversisporales; Gigasporaceae
Source: the annotation of a GenBank genome assembly